Molecule: messenger RNA, 2457 nt
Organism: Megalops cyprinoides (Indo-Pacific tarpon)
Lineage: Eukaryota; Metazoa; Chordata; Actinopteri; Elopiformes; Megalopidae
Gene: slc35a5
Product: solute carrier family 35 member A5
Exons: 7
Coding region: 120-1406 (428 amino acids)
Biological process (GO): pyrimidine nucleotide-sugar transmembrane transport
Cellular component (GO): Golgi membrane
Molecular function (GO): pyrimidine nucleotide-sugar transmembrane transporter activity
Source: RefSeq, a predicted model, not a curated record
CAACCCCGAAGAAGGAAGUGGACUUAGGCAUGAGAAGUAACGCGUAACGCCAGGCAGAGGGACAGAGCUUGUGCCUUGCAGUGAGCCCGCCGUGCGGUAAACGGCCCCGGUCCGCAGCGAUGGGCUGCCGCUGCUGCCCACACGCCCGGCUGUGUUCGCGCUCCUCCACCUACACCCUCGCGCUCGGCCUCGGGUUUGUCACCCUGGGGACCAGCCGCAUCCUCCUCCUCAAGUUUUCGGCCAACGCAGAAAACAAAUAUGACUACCUUCCUGCCUCAGUUAACCUGUGUGCAGAGGCCAUUAAACUGGUUUUCUGUCUGGUGAUGUCUCUGAGAGUCAUGAUUCAGGAGGGUCGCUCAUACAAAGAAUGGGGCUGCUCCUCUUGUGCUGCCUUUCUCAGCUACAUGAAGUGGUCUGUUCCUGCCUUCCUCUACUUCCUCGACAACCUGAUCAUCUUCUCGGUGUUGUCCUACCUUCAGCCUGCUAUGGCAGUGUUGUUUUCAAAUUUUGUCAUUCUGACCACGGCCUUACUGUUCAGGAUCGUGCUGAAGAGACGCUUGUCCUCAGUCCAGUGGGCAUCCCUAGUGAUCCUCUUCCUGUCAAUCGUCGCCCUGACAACGGGCACAGGUGGGAGCCAGCAUGUCACUGCGGUGCACGGCUUCCACCUCAGCCAUCUCUCCACCCCCACCAACAGCUGCCUGCGCUAUACCCAGCUGGAGGCGGAGCAUCUGGGCCAGGGGAACUCAUCUAGCUGGGGCGAGGCCCUGCCUGGGGCGCCCUGGAGCAAGGAGCUUCUCCACACCCUCAACGGCCUGGGCCUGGGACACGUCCUGCUCAUCCUACAGUGCUUCAUCUCUUCCAUGGCCAACAUCUACAAUGAGAAGAUCCUAAAGGAGGGGGACCAGCUGACCGAGAGCAUCUUCAUCCAGAACAGCAAGCUGUAUGUCUUUGGCCUGGUCUUUAACGGGCUGACCCUGGCCUUACACCCCCGGUCCCGCGCCCUUGCUGCGCACUGUGGCCUGCUCUACGGCCACAACGUCUACUCCGUGGCCCUCAUCUUCGUCACCGCCGCCCUGGGCCUAUCGGUGGCCUUCAUCCUCAAGUUCCGUGACAACAUGUUCCACGUGCUGACGGGGCAGAUCACCACCGUCCUCGUCACGUCCUUCUCCCUCUUCCUGUUCGACUUCCGGCCCUCGCUGGACUUCUUCCUGCAGGCUCCUGUGGUACUGCUGGCCAUCUUUAUCUACAACGCCAGCCGGGCAAAGGACCCAGAAUACGCCCUGCAGCGAGAGAAACUGCGGGUCAUCAACGGGGAGGUGUCCGAGAGAUCGCGAGGGGAUGGGGAAGAGCUGGAGAGGCUGACGAAGCCCAACACAGACAGUGAGUCGGAGGAGGAUUCUCUCUAACGCUCGGGACCAGGAAGUGCAGAGGAACACUUUCUUUGCACCGGUCUGUGACUGCACUGAGAAUAUAUGAUAUCACUUUUCAUUGUGUUAAAUGAACUGUCUUAUGUGCCUGCUUAUGUAUGAAAAGCUGUAUGAAAAUCCAUUGUGUUCAAGCAGUGAAAAGUCCGAAAUAUGCCGAUUUUGGAAAACACUACAGCGGUGACUUGGCAGCAUAUGAGAGAACGUGGUUUGUGGUGCUGUUUGAGUGAGGCUUAACCAUACAGCCAAAAUGUGCAGCCGUGAAUAUAGGAGGCACACACACACCAUAUUCAUAGAAUACAUACUCUUAGAGGAGAAAGCAUGGUUUAACUAAUUUGACACAAAGUGCAAUCAGCGUUUUUUUGUGCAGUUUUUUCAACCCAUGGUUUCUUAAUGGGACAAUGAUGAUACUACUCGGUUGCUCUUACAUUACUCUUUUAUUUACAUAACAGGGAUUUGCUCUGCAAAAAGUCAGCUGUGCUUUUUUCACCUUAAGGAAAUGUUGGGAUAUUUGCAUUAGAUGUUGCAUAUCACCAGAUGAAUGUAUUGCCUGUGGACCCCCUGAUAUCCAUGGUUUUGGCCAGAGUGCUUUGUACUGACUGCAGCAAUUAAAUGGAAUCAAAGAAUGCAGUGAAGUGCCAAACAUUAAUAACACAUUGCUCCCCAUGUGUUUGGGUCUCAGAACCUGGCCGUAGGGUUUAAACUCUAUUCUGCUAAGCACAAAACACAAGGUUUUGAUUAGUUAGAUGAGUGUAAUGGGCGUUUGUUUUAAGGAAAGGGUGGAAUAGUUUGAAAAUUUUGGAUUUAUGUUUUUGAAAAUAAAUAAGUUGCCUUCAUGUAGAACAUUGGAGCUGCCAGAUUCUAGAAGUAUUACAUUAUUGCGCAGCAAUAUAUUUUGUCCUACCAUGUACAGUUUUAUCUCCGUUUAUAUGCUGUUUAUUGUACUGCAGUGUCUUGUAAGAGUAUUUACAGUAAGCUGUGCUAACUGUGGGCUGAUAAAUUUACUGAAAUAUACAUGACAUUUGAACAUGAA